AUGGACGUCAUACAAAAAAAGCUGACGGCCCUCGAUAUCAUCUUUUGGUUGCGAGAAAACUACAAGAUGGGCAAGAGCGGCUCAACGUCCAAGAACGCCGUCUACCAGCACUACCUGGACAUGUGCCAGGAGAAGGGCAUCGAGCCCUCCAUAUCGGCGACCUACUUCGGGUAUGGCAAGCUCGAGCCCGAGCUGUGA
This is a messenger RNA of Acanthamoeba castellanii str. Neff, 198 nucleotides long. RefSeq lists its product as uncharacterized. The transcript is spliced from 2 exons. NCBI's taxonomy places the organism in Eukaryota, Discosea, Longamoebia, Acanthamoebidae. The coding region runs from base 1 to 198 and encodes 65 amino acids. Gene Ontology annotation, biological process: regulation of DNA-templated transcription. Gene Ontology annotation, molecular function: DNA binding. The record is from RefSeq and is a predicted model, not a curated record.